Molecule: messenger RNA, 1068 nt
Organism: Triticum turgidum subsp. durum (durum wheat)
Lineage: Eukaryota; Viridiplantae; Streptophyta; Magnoliopsida; Poales; Poaceae
Source: the annotation of a GenBank genome assembly
AUGGCCGCCGCCGCCGACUCCGGGCCCGAGCUGCGGCGGAGCUCCAGCAUCGACCGCAUCCCGGCGGAGGCGCGCCGCAUCCUGCACCGCCUCGCCGGCGAGCUCUGGGGCGCCGACGUCGACCCCGCCGCGCUCGUCGUGUACCAGCUCCAGGGCGCCCUCACCAACGAGGUCUUCCGCAUCACCUGGCCCGGCGGCGAGGGCGACCCGCGCAAGGUGCUCGUGCGCAUCUACGGCCAGGGCGUCGAGGUCUUCUUCGACCGCGCCGACGAGGUCCGCACCUUCGAGUGCAUGUCCCGCCACGGCCAGGGCCCCCGCCUCCUCGGCCGCUUCCCCCAGGGCCGCGUCGAGGAGUUCAUCAACGCCAGGACGCUCUCGGCGCCGGAUCUGCGCGACCCGGAGAUUUCCGGCCUGAUUGCCAGGAAGCUGCGGGAGUUUCACGAGCUCGACAUGCCUGGACCCAAGGACAUCUCGCUCUGGCAGAGGCUGAGGCGGUGGCUUGAGGAAGCUCGCAGCAGGUGCUCGACUGAGGAGGCUAGGGAAUUGCGGUUGGAGACGCUCGGCGAUGAGAUUGCGGAGCUGGAGAAUGUAUUGUCCGGGGUCGAUCAGAGAGUAGUGUUUUGCCAUAAUGAUUUGCAGUAUGGGAACAUUAUGAUAUAUGAAGAGACCAGACAAGUGACCUUAAUUGACUAUGAAUACGCCAGUUUUAACCCUGUUGCGUUUGACAUUGCGAAUCACUUCUGCGAGAUGGCUGCUGAUUAUCAUAGUGAUACACCGCACGUGAUGGACUUUACAAAAUAUCCUGACGUGGAUGAACAGAGGAGAUUUCUUGAGGCUUACCUUAGUUCUUCAGGAGAAAACCCAUCCGAUGUAGAAGUCGAAACAUUGCUUGGCUUGAUUGCAAAGUACAGUCUCACAAGCCAUCUCUUCUGGGGUCUCUGGGGAAUAGUCUCGGCGCAUGUGAACAAGAACAUCGACUUCGAGUACAAGGAGUACGCGAGGCAUCGGUUGGACCAGUACUGGGACACGAAGCCUAGAAUACUGCAAGCCUGCAACCCAACCAGCUGA